Messenger RNA from Rhodofomes roseus, 1578 nucleotides. RefSeq names its product MFS general substrate transporter. Gene Ontology annotation, molecular function: allantoate transmembrane transporter activity; dipeptide transmembrane transporter activity. The coding region runs from base 1 to 1578 and encodes 525 amino acids. The transcript has 26 exons. The record is from RefSeq and is a predicted model, not a curated record. Lineage: Eukaryota; Fungi; Basidiomycota; Agaricomycetes; Polyporales; Fomitopsidaceae. Gene Ontology annotation, cellular component: plasma membrane. Gene Ontology annotation, biological process: tripeptide transport; allantoate transport; transmembrane transport.
AUGUCCAACCGCGAAGGCUCCGUGUACAAGGGUGACCGCGCGUCCGACUCUGAGUCCUUGCCCGAGCUCAAGACGCGGGACACAGAGAAGGUGAUCGCGAAUACGCUUCCUGCCAUCUCGGAGGAAGGCAACGUUGGUCUGUCGGAGUUUGAGGCUGCCAAAGAAGCUGGUGUGCAGGUUACGAAGUCGGAAAGUCGCAGGAUCGCGCUGAAGAUCGACAUGUUCAUUCUUCCAAUGCUAUGCAUUUCGCAAGGCCUUAGCUACUUGGACAAGACCGCACUCAACUAUGGCAACUUGUACGGCAUGAAGACGGAUCUCCACGCCGGUCAGCAAUGGGCCUGGCUCGCAAGCUCUUUCUAUUUCGGCUACCUUAUUGGUAACUACCCCAUGGGCUGGCUCUUGCAACACUACCAUUCCGGCCGAGUGUUUGCGAUCACCACAUUCCUAUGGGGGACUAUCGUUAUCGCUGUGGCUGGAGCGAAGAACUUCAGCAGUGCCCUCGCAGCAUACUUCUUCUUAGGGAUUGUCGAAUCUGUGGUUACCCCAGGCUUGACCCUCCUGACCGCCGUAUGGUACGCCCAACCCGAAGUGCCGCUGCGUACCAUGAUCUGGUACAGCUUCAACGGGUGGGGUGGUAUCUUCGGAGGCUUUAUGUCGUACGGAGUUGGUCGGAUCAAGAACGCGAGCCUCGAGAAGUGGCAAUACAUCUACCUGAUCCUUGGGGCGAUCAGCCUGUCCUACGCACUCGUGCUCGGGGUUUUCUUCCCCGACUCGCCCGUCACGGCGAAGUUCCUACGUGGAGACGAGAAGUUGAAGGCCGUGAAGCGGGUUGCGGAGGCAAAGAACGGUAUCAAGAAUACCGAGUUCAAGAUGUACCAGAUCAAGCAGGCUCUCACGGAUCCCAAGACAUGGUUGCUCUUCGCCGCCUCUGUUGCAGCGCAGAUCCCCAACGGCAUUGUGUCGAACUUCUCUACUAUCAUCAUCAAGGGUAUGGGGUUCACGACCCUGCAAACGACCCUCCUCGAUGCUGCUUCCUCCGGCGUACAGAUCGCAAGUCUGAUUGCUGCUGGACUGAUCACUACGUACAUCAAGAACACGCGUGUGUUCACUAUGGCUACGGGCAACAUCGUCUGCAUUAUCUCUGCAGCAUGUCUGACGUAUUUGCCGUCCGACCAGAAGUGGAACCGUCUGGUCGCGUACUGGUUCACGUCUUUCCAGUCUGUCGGAUUCUCCUUGUCGCUGGUUAUGAUCUCCAACAACAUUGGAGGCUUCACAAAACGAACGUUCACUACUGCGUUAACCUUCAUUGGCUACUGCGUGGGCAACAUCAUCGGGCCCCACUUCCUCAUCUCAAGCGAGGCCCCUACGUACCACACUGGGACACGUGCGAUGUUCAUCGGAUACUGCAUCAAAACUGCUGCCCACAUUUUGCUCGGUCUCUAUAUGUGGAGGAGCAACGUGAAUAAGGAUCGCAAGUACGGAAAAGUCGUUACUGAAGAAGACAAGCUCAAGGGCGAAGAGGCCGGCAUGCACGACCUCACGGAGUUUGAGAACGAGUAUCAUAGAUACGUUCUGUAG